This is a messenger RNA of Paramormyrops kingsleyae, 1189 nucleotides long. RefSeq names its product mitochondrial ribosomal protein L19 (gene mrpl19). The record is from RefSeq and is a predicted model, not a curated record. Gene Ontology annotation, cellular component: mitochondrial large ribosomal subunit; ribosome. Lineage: Eukaryota; Metazoa; Chordata; Actinopteri; Osteoglossiformes; Mormyridae. Gene Ontology annotation, biological process: translation. Gene Ontology annotation, molecular function: structural constituent of ribosome.
CUUCCAUGUGGCACGUGUUGACGGAGACGUCACUGUGUAAGGUCAUACGCUGUAGACAUGGCUGCGUGCUCGGGUAGAACAAGCCUGGCAUUUUGUGCAUUACGAGCCUUUCGGAACGCACAGCACUGGAAUGAGCGUUUCUUCUCCACAUCGUUGUUGCGGCAUGCGUCUGGAGGAAACACAUUUCAGACCCCCGAAUUCAUCCCUCCAACGAAACCGGUUGUUGUGGAUAAAACUAAACCCCCAGAACCACCCCGAAAGUUUCUCAGUCCGGAAUUCAUUCCUCCACGGCAGAGAACGAAUCCUCUCAAGUUUGCCAUUGAGAGAAAAGAUAUGACUAAAAGACGCAAAAUGUUGAACAUCCCCGAAUUCUAUGUUGGUAGCGUCUUGGCAGUAACUAUGCACGACCCAUAUGCCAGUGGAAAAAGCAACCGUUUUGUGGGUAUCUGUAUCCAAAGGUCUGGAUCGGGACUGGGAGCCACUUUUAUCCUAAGGAACAUUAUUGACGGUCAAGGUGUGGAGAUGUGCUACGAGCUGUACAGUCCCCGCAUACAGCAGGUGGAGGUGCUGAAGUUGGAGAAGCGGCUGGACGACAAUCUCAUGUACCUCCGAGACGCCUUGCCUGCGUACAGCACAGUCGAUGUCGACAUGAAGCCUGUGCCGUAUUCUUUCAGUGGCGAGGUGCCGGUCAAUACGGUGAAGGUGAGAAUGAAGCCCAAGCCGUGGUCGAAGCGGUGGGAGCAUCCAAAGUUCAACGUCCAAGGCAUCCGCUUUGAGAUGAGCCUCACCAGCGUGCAGCGUAAGGAGGCCAAGAGGCAGGGCCAGCCCUGGCACAAGUACGACAUGCUGAAGGAGUACGACACGGCCGAGCUCCAGGAGAGCAUCUGGAAGGAGGUCCAGAAGGAAAUGAGCCAAUGAGAGGAAAGAAAUGCGAAGGGGGGCGGGGCUCCCUUCUGCAGCACAUGGAAGUAAAUGGGGGACCUGACCAAUGGAAGAUUGGAUACGAAGGUUUAACUGUCCAGACCCGUAUCUGGCCCUGAGAGUGGGAUGGCACUUUCAGAAAGGGCAAAUAUAAUACCAGUGUGGUACCAGUGGACCUGGUGGUAUGUACAGGACCAGUCAGAACAAAUGUGUGAUUCUUUUGUUGGGUUUCAUAUUUAAUAAAGUACAGCAGACAUCAUGGCCGUCA